Paramecium tetraurelia is the source of this 339-nucleotide messenger RNA. RefSeq lists its product as uncharacterized. The transcript has 3 exons. The record is from RefSeq and is a predicted model, not a curated record. NCBI's taxonomy places the organism in Eukaryota, Ciliophora, Oligohymenophorea, Peniculida, Parameciidae.
AUGAGUUCUAAACUUUAGUGCUUAAUUAUAGGAUUUUCAUUUGGAGUGUUAUCCACUACAUAUUAUUUAGGAAAUUAAAGCAAAGAGAAACUUGUACUUAAAGCAAAAGAGUUAAAACAAAAGGGAAUAGAAUAGAUUCAUGAUAUCAAAAGUGAUUUGAAUGAAAUAAAUGCUAAAGAGUUUUUGUAAGAGAAGAAGGAACAAAUUUUAGAAAAAGGUAAAGACAGUUAAGAAUUUGCUUAAAAAAAAUGGAAAGAUAUUGAAUAGAAGGCUAAAAAAACUAAAUAACAGAUGGGAAAGGAGAUUGAAAAAAUAAAAGAGAAAUUCAAAUAAGAUUGA